Molecule: messenger RNA, 691 nt
Organism: Salvia hispanica
Lineage: Eukaryota; Viridiplantae; Streptophyta; Magnoliopsida; Lamiales; Lamiaceae
Source: RefSeq, a predicted model, not a curated record
UUCACCGCAAAAAUCACAACUUUUCUUGAGCUUUGAAGUUGCCAAGGAAAAAUAUGAAGUUGUGAUGGCUUUUUCACUUAGUUGAAAAGGCUACAAAAAUUGAUAGUUGUGAGCUACUUUUGAUAUGUAAAUGUUGAUCAAAACAAACUGUUGAAUUUGAGUAGACUUUUUAUAUAGAAAGAAUUUCAUGGAGAUAGAGGGGAGAGGCUACUCAGAGUUUUACAGGAACACGAGCGAGGAGCUUUUUAUCAAGACGAUGAUGGAGAGCCCCGUUGGAAUACCAGCUCCGACAAUGGAGAUGUUGGGAUUCAAGAACCUCACGCAGAGUUUCCGAACAGACAGCGAGGAGCUCUUCAAGAGCUGGCUCACAAAUGUAGAGAACAGUGGCUGCCCUUCAGCAGGCCUCGGGCAUCGCCCUCGACAAGCAUCAAGAAGGAUCUCCACAGAACUAGCUGGUUUGAGCAAUCAAAACGCAGCUGCAAUGCAGAAGAAGAUAAACGAAGAUACGUUCCAACAAACCAGUUAUGUGGCUGCUGGUGAUUCUUCAACUGAUCUUGAAUCAACAAGAAGUGGAGUUGAGAAAGGAGUGCAGGCUAGCAAUCUGUUUCUGGCAAAGGCAUGGUUCAACAGUUCUCAGCCUAUGACAAGGAGCAGAUCAUCUGAAUUGAGGUACAUUUUCUGUUUUUUUUAA